Aspergillus saccharolyticus JOP 1030-1 is the source of this 2156-nucleotide messenger RNA. RefSeq names its product RBR-type E3 ubiquitin transferase. Bases 225 to 2072 code for a protein of 615 amino acids. Gene Ontology annotation, cellular component: ubiquitin ligase complex; cytoplasm. Gene Ontology annotation, molecular function: ubiquitin protein ligase activity; zinc ion binding; ubiquitin conjugating enzyme binding. Gene Ontology annotation, biological process: ubiquitin-dependent protein catabolic process; positive regulation of proteasomal ubiquitin-dependent protein catabolic process; protein polyubiquitination. The transcript has a single exon. Lineage: Eukaryota; Fungi; Ascomycota; Eurotiomycetes; Eurotiales; Aspergillaceae. The record is from RefSeq and is a predicted model, not a curated record.
GCCGCUCAAUCUGCUGUCACCCUACCUUCAUAGAUAAUGCAAUUCGCUGUCGGCGGGCGCUGUCGAGUUUAUCGUCUCUGAAUCGGACAUUGCGCAGGUCUGCCAACUCGACGAGCGUCGCCACCCAUCGUUUCGCCGCUCCAAAUCCAACCCGCGGUCAGAACUCUUCGGGAAAGUUGUCUAUUGCCUUCGAAAAACCUUCUGGCACCAAUAUCGGAUGCAACAUGACGGAGCCCGACUCAAUUUCGGACGAUGACCGCUCGGUCGAGCUAUCGUCUAUCGCCGCUAUUUUCCCGGAAAUCAAGAUCGAUCCCAUUACGCCAUACAAGGCAUCGCUAGAUAUAGUUGUCAAACCGUCCACACCUGUACGCGUGUGCUUCCAACAGCAGCCGCACCUGGCCGAGAAUAAUUUCCCUGCUAUUUUAACUCCUCCCACGUCCGUCGAUGCUAGCGAAACCGGCUUCCCAUUCAAGAAUGAAGAGCGAAUCGCUCCACUCGAACCUGAUAAUGACUUUCACAUAUUAUCGCACUUCCCGCCUCUUUGUCUUGAGAUCGAGUUACCCGAAGGCUAUCCGGCCGACAAAGCACCGUCGUUUCAUCUUGAGACGGAUCCUGCAUGGUUACCUCCCUCGAAAUUGUCCCAACUCUUAGAUGAUGGCAAGCGUCUUUGGGAGGAAUGCGGGCGGGACCUGGUGGUGUACACCUACAUCGACCACCUUCAACAAUUAUGUGAUACAGGCUUUGGAUACAGCGAUAGUCUUAACGGCGAGAUGCUGCUCUCUCGAGAUUUGAAGAUAGCAUUGUUGGAUUUCAACAACAAAGCUGAACAGGAAAGGUUCGAUCAGGAGACCUUUGAAUGUGGUGUGUGCUUGGAGCCCAAGAAAGGUAUAAACUGCCACCGUCUUCUUCGGUGCUCGCACGUCUUUUGCAUUUCCUGUCUGCGAGACUUUUACAAUAGCUGCAUCACAGAAGGCGAUAUCGAGAGUGUGAAAUGCUUGUCUCCCGGCUGUGGUAAAGAAACCGCCAAUAAGGUCUCUGCGGAUGACGUACCGAAGAAAAGAAAGAAGGUCGACCGAACACUCAGUCCUAGUGAGUUGCUACAGAUUCCACUGGAGCAGGAGACAGUGCAGCGCUUUGUUUCGCUUAAGCGCAAGAAAAGGCUCGAAGCGGACAAGUCAACUGUUUACUGUCCCCGCGAAUGGUGCCAAGGUGCCGCUCGCUCAAAAAAGCACCCCAAACCCACGGAUCCAAUGUCCGACGAUCUCGAAGCUUCUGACGAUGAUGAAGAAGAGGGCCCUGUGUUCGAUCCCCUUGGUGAUGAGGCUCAAUUGCCACCAGUGGCCGAACGACUGGCGAUUUGCGAGGAUUGCAGCUACGCAUUCUGUUGCGUCUGCAAGAAAGGCUGGCAUGGGGAGCUCGUCCGUUGCUUCCCUCGCCGUGCAGCGGAGCUGACUGCCGAAGAAAAGGCGACGGAAGAAUAUCUGCGGCGGUAUACAUCCGCUUGUCCGACAUGCAGUGCUCCUUGCCAGAAGAAAAUGGGCUGCAAUCAUAUGAUAUGUUUCAAAUGCGACACGCACUUCUGCUAUCUCUGCUCUUGUUGGCUGUUCGAGGAGAACCCUUACCGUCAUUUCAACGACCCAGAGAGCCAAUGCUACCAGAAGCUCUGGGAUCUGGAAGGCGGCGAUGGGAUUGAUCCUGAUGGAGCUGAAGCCUUGCAUCAAUUACCCGCUCAGCUUAUAGAGAUUGACGAUGGCAGCGACGAGGAAGAUUUAGUAGCAAUGGAACUGGGUCAAAAUCCCCCUCCUCCAGCUCCAGUGCCUCCGAGAGUCAAUCACGGCGCUGGGGGUAAUGGUCAACGUGGUGACAAUGAUCCGGCGGCUCAAGCCGCAGCAGCUGAGAGACAAGCGCAAGCGCGAGCCAUGGCCGAAGUCCGGCGUCGUCCGCAGGCAGCAGCAGGUAGGGAAGGCCAACCAGCUCAGCAUGCGCGGCCCGGUCUUCAACGUUUUCUGGAACUGGUUCAGAAUGACCGAGAAGACGAAUGGGACAGUGACGAACUUGAUGAUGACUUCUAGAGACUUUUCUCGUUCUACCCCUGUGAUCAAUCGUACGCCAUGUUGUAAUACUACACGCGUGUUCGGGUCUAUGGCAUAUCUCAU